This is a messenger RNA of Tympanuchus pallidicinctus (lesser prairie-chicken), 5574 nucleotides long. RefSeq names its product solute carrier family 4 member 3 (gene SLC4A3). Gene Ontology annotation, cellular component: plasma membrane. NCBI's taxonomy places the organism in Eukaryota, Metazoa, Chordata, Aves, Galliformes, Phasianidae. The transcript has 23 exons. The record is from RefSeq and is a predicted model, not a curated record. The coding region runs from base 200 to 3940 and encodes 1246 amino acids. Gene Ontology annotation, molecular function: monoatomic anion transmembrane transporter activity; solute:inorganic anion antiporter activity. Gene Ontology annotation, biological process: bicarbonate transport; monoatomic anion transport; transmembrane transport.
GCCGGGGCCGCAGCGCCGCCCGCCCGCCACCGGCACGGCACGGAGCGGUGCGGCGCGGCACGGGUCGGGCGGAGCGCGGCGGCGAGCGGCUCUCCUAACCCGGCGGUGCGAGGUUAUGCCACUCUCCAGGUUUGCUGGGUGCCUGCCGGUGAAAGAGAAGGGUUGAUAUUUUGCCCAGGCCCUUAGGUCCUGAACCAAAAUGGCAGCUGGCGAGUCCCCUCCCGUAAGAGAUGCCUUCAUCGACCUGCAGCAGGGCAGAGAUCGUGCAGAAAAAGCCUCUCCUGGUGCCGAGGACGAUGAGGACUUGGAUAAGACUUUAUCAAUCGAGAGAUUUGGGGACCUGAUAAGCAAGUCAGCAUCAAGCGAUCUGGAGAAGCAGAAACGCAGCUACAGUGAGAGAGAUUUUGAAUUCCACCGCCAAACCUCGCACCACAUCCAUCAUCCCCUUUCCACUCACCUCCCUUCUGCCCUCAAGUUCCAAAAGAGGCCCCCCCGUGCCAGCAGGAAGAAAAAAAGAAGAAGGAAAAAGAAGAAAACCUCAGUACCCCCCUCAGAGGUCACCCCUACCAUCCAAGAAGUGGACGAGGAAGGAGGAGAAGAGGAGGAAGAAGAGGAAGAAGAGGAGGAGGAGGAAGAAGGAGAGUCUGAGGCAGAGGAAGCCCAGGAGAAGGAGAUCUUUGCAGAGUCUGAGGGCGAAGCUCGUGGGAAGGACACAUCCCCUAAGCUGGAGCCCCCAAGCAAACCAAAGUUCACCAUUGGCAGUGAUGAGGAUGAGUCUGGCAGUACUCUGGCCCCAGCGCAGUUCCAUGUGGAAGAGGAGGUGUCCUCCACACCAUGCCUCACUGACCUGCUGCCGGACAAGGGCCCUGCCUCCAUCCGCAGCCUCCCUGGACCUCGGGAACGUGUUUCUCAGGGCUGGGAGAAGCGCAAGCCCUGGGGCCAGGUGGCAAGUGGACAACGAGUUACCUAUGAUUUAAAGGAGAGGAUGUGCAUCGGCAGUAUGACCACGCUGGAGAGUGCAGCAUAUCAGCGUGUCCCCACGGAUGAGGCUGAGGCCCAGAUGCUGGCAUCUGCUGAUUUGGAUGGCAUGAAAAGCCACCGCUUUGAAGACAACCCUGGUGUGAGGAGGCAUCUGAUGAAGAAACCAUCUAGAAGCCAGAUCACCAGGACAAGCAAAAAAUUAACAUCAACCCCAUCAGUUAAAAAAAAAAAGAAGAAGAAGAAGUUGGACAGAAAACCCCACGAGGUGUUUGUGGAGCUGAACGAACUGGUGGUGGAUAAGAACCAGGAGAUGCAUUGGAGGGAAACAGCCCGCUGGAUCAAGUUUGAGGAGGAUGUGGAGGAGGACACAGCCAGGUGGGGGAAACCUCACGUGGCUUCACUGUCCUUCCGCAGUCUGCUGGAGCUCAGGAAGACAAUUGCCCACGGUGCUGUUCUUCUUGACCUGGAGCAGACCACGCUGCCUGGCAUUGCUCACCUCAUGGUGGAGACCAUGAUAAUCUCUGACCAGAUCAGGGCAGAGGACCGAGCCAAUGUUAUGCGUGCCCUGCUGCUGAAGCACAGCCACCCAAAUGAUGAGAAGGAGGGCUUCUUUCCAAGGAAUCACUCCAGCUCCAGCAUGAACUCUAUUGUGGGGAACCACCACCACAACCACACCACAGACACCUGCGUGCCCCUCAUGGGAGAGGAGCGAAUUGAGAUGGCUGACACCAAGGCCCAUGAGACUGAAUGCAAAGAGAAAAAUGUGCAUGUCCAUAACUCUGAGGGGCACCGUAAAUACCUGAAGUUGAUGGAGAAGAUUCCUGAAGAUGCAGAGGCCACUGUAGUCCUUGUGGGCUGUGUGCAGUUCCUGGAGCAGCCAACUAUGGCCUUUGUCCGACUAAAUGAGGCCGUCUUCCUGGAAUCUGUCUUGGAGGUCCCUAUUCCUGUCAGAUUCAUCUUCGUGCUGCUGGGACCAAGCCAGGCCAACAUGGACUAUCAUGAAAUUGGUCGAUCAAUCUCCACUCUCAUGUCUGACAAGCAUUUCCAUGAGGCUGCGUACAUGGCUGAUGACCGUCAAGAUCUCCUCAAUGCAAUCAAUGAGUUCUUGGACUGCAGCAUUGUCAUUCCUCCAUCUGAGGUGGAGGGGAAAGACUUGCUUAAAUCCAUUGCCACCUUCCAGAAGCUGCUGCUGAGGAAGAGGAAGGAGAGGGAGCAGAAAUCCAUGAAGGAAGGAGAUGUCCAGGAAGCGAAAGAGCUGUGUGAAGUGAAAGCUGAGGAAGAGGAGGAGGAAGCUGAGGAUGACCCUUUGAAGCGGACUGGAAUAUUUUUUGGAGGUCUGGUUCGGGACAUAAAGCGCAGGUACCCCAAAUACCUCAGUGACAUCAGAGACGCCUUGCACAGCCAGUGUCUCGCAGCCGUUCUCUUCAUCUACUUUGCUGCUCUCUCUCCUGCCAUCACCUUCGGGGGACUCCUAGGAGAGAAAACUGAGGGUCUCAUGGGGGUCUCCGAGCUGAUAAUCUCCACCUCGGUUUUAGGGAUCCUCUUCUCCCUGCUUGGAGCCCAGCCGCUCCUGGUCAUUGGCUUCUCAGGGCCUCUGCUGGUGUUUGAAGAAGCUUUUUACAAGUUCUGCCAGACACAAGGCAUUGAGUACCUGACAGGCAGAGUGUGGAUUGGUUUGUGGCUCAUCGUUUUCAUCUUCAUUAUUGUGGCAGCCGAAGGAAGCUUCUUGGUGCGCUACAUCUCGCCCUUCACCCAGGAGAUCUUUGCUUUCCUUAUCUCCCUCAUCUUCAUCUAUGAGACGUUCUACAAACUGUACAAGGUGUUUGCAGAACAUCCUCUGCUGAAGUUUUACCCACCAAAUGUGCAAAGCGGCCUGAACGCCAGCAUGCUCUCUGCAGAUGCCAUGUCACUGGGAAUCAGGAUGCAGCCCAACACUGCUCUCCUCUCCCUCAUCCUCAUGCUAGGCACCUUCUUCAUUGCCUUCUUUAUGCGCAAGUUCAAGAACAGCCGCUUCUUAGGAGGAAAGGCUCGGCGGAUCAUUGGAGACUUCGGGAUCCCCAUCUCCAUCUUAGUCAUGGUGCUGGUGGAUUACACCAUCACAGACACAUACACGCAGAAGCUGAAUGUCCCAUCUGGCUUGUCGGUCACAUCACCUCACAAGCGUGGCUGGUUCAUUCACCCCAUGGGCAGCAAUGGGACCUUUCCAUUGUGGAUGAUGUUUGCCUCUGCCAUCCCUGCUCUCCUGGUCUUCAUUCUUAUCUUCAUGGAGACACAGAUCACUACGCUGAUUGUGAGCAAGAAGGAGAGGAAGCUGUUGAAAGGCUCUGGCUUCCACCUGGACCUGCUGCUCAUUGGCACUAUGGGGGGGCUCUGUGCACUCUUUGGACUGCCCUGGCUGACCGCAGCAACAGUGCGCUCUGUCACCCAUGUCAAUGCCCUGACGGUCAUGAGCAAGGCCAUCGCACCAGGAGAGAAGCCCAAGAUCGAGGAGGUGAAGGAGCAGCGUGUGACAGGAGUGCUUAUUGCUGCCCUUGUCGGCCUGUCUAUUGUGAUGGGGAACAUGCUACGGCAGAUCCCGCUGGCUGUGCUCUUUGGCAUCUUCCUCUACAUGGGGGUUACAUCUCUCACGGGCAUCCAGCUCUACGAACGACUGCUCCUGAUUUUCAUGCCAGCCAAGCACCACCCCGACCACAUCUAUGUUGUUAAGGUAAAGACGUGGAGGAUGAAUCUCUUCACCUGCAUUCAACUGGCCUGCAUUGUGCUGCUCUGGGUGGUGAAGUCUACGGUGGCAUCUCUAGCCUUUCCCUUUGUCCUGAUCAUGACAGUGCCAUUGCGACGCUUUGUGCUGCCCCGCUUCUUCCACGACAGGGAGCUCAAAGCCUUGGACUCGGAGGAUGCAGAGCCGAACUUUGAUGAGGAUGGCCGGGACGAGUACAAUGAGCUGCACAUGCCUGUGUGAACUGCAGCCUGCCCUCCCUGCACUUGGGAUAGGCUGCUCACACCUGCUUGUCCCCUCAUGGACUAGUAGGAGACUUGCCACCAGUCGAGCAAUCUUGUCUGGACCAAUGAAUGGCUGUUCCAUAGCUCUGCAGGAGGCAGCCCCUGCUCCUGCUGUCCCAUCACUCACUCAGCAGAGGCUGCUCGUCUCUCUCUCCUUUCAGACCUGAGGGGCUGAGAAGUGCCUCUCACAUCCCAAAGCUGUGUGGGUCCAGAGCGCCUGUGGGUCAGGGGUCUGCCCUGUCACUGCUGGAGGCAGCCUGUGUUCAGUCUCUGGGUGGUGAAGGGGAGCCAUGCCAGCUGGUACCACUGUGUCCCACUCCAUUUCCAUGAAGUUUGGGUGUCAUGCCAUGAUGCACUUUGGGCAGUCACAGGAACAGGCUGUCUGUGCACAGACAGUGGUCUCCGCGCAGGCUGGGUGAGGACACCAGCCUCUAUGCUCAGCUAACAGAUGCCUUGCUCCUGCUCUCUCUGUUCUUGCAACCAAAUUGCUGUCCUCUGCGCCUGAGUCUGGAGCUCCGUGGGAAGUAAUGCCAACUGAGCUCUUAGUGUGUGCUCCAGCACAGGGGCGAGGAGAUACCAGUGCUCUUCCGUGCUUGGCACAGCUUCCACUGCACUACUGGGACAGGCACUGCUGUAUCCUGGCAUCUUGCAGAUGAGGGGUGCUCUGCAGGUCCUGUCCUCCAGGCUUUCAGCUGGAGGCCACUCUCUCACAGGACUGGUUUCCACCCUUGCCCAGCAUUCAGGAGGCUAUUUGUCUCCUCAUAAUUUUUCCAAUACUCCUCCCAGUGCUGUUUUCCUUUUGGGAAGAGAUAAACAGGUACCUUGAAGCCUUGGGUGCAUGCCCAACAAACAACAAAGGUUACAAGAGGUCCCAGUCUCCAUCUUCCUGUCCUUGAGCACAAACCACAUUUAGGAACUCUGUAAGAGGUACAGUGCUGGAGCAUGAAAUAGUCCUGUGGUCCUCUCUCUUUCCCUGUGCAGUGAUCACUGGUUCUGGCUCCUCGCAGCCCUAUGUUGAAGUCACAGAACCCCUUGGCCCAUUUCAGCUCCCAUGCUGGAGUGACCCUUCAUGUCCAUUUCAGCUGGAAAGAAGCAGCAUUCAGCGUGCCCAGCACUUAGCCCUGGCCUCCUUGGGCCUGGCAAGGAUGUGUCCUAGGAUCUCCUGGACCAGCAGCCUCCAUUCAGAACAGGCAGCCUCAGCUAGCAGCUCUGGCACAUGGGCAGCUCUGAUGUAGUGCCCUGAUGGUAGGAAUCAGAGUUGCCUUGUGGAGGAAGCUGGGAUGUGUGUUCCAACACUGAUCAGCCAUCAGAUUUGGGACAAGCCACUGCCCUGGUUCCCGUUUAUCAGCCCGGCUCCUGUGGGAGAAGGUGGCUCCCACACCUCCCCGGGAGGCUGCACAAACACCCACAGAGAGCAAAGCCCCUCCAGCAGCAGGCUCCAGCCCCACCGCCGCGCCCACGCAGGGUGUCUGUGUGUCUGUGGCCGUGUGCAUCCUGUCCUCCCUGUGUAGUGUAGGAGGCUGUUGUCGCUGUGCAUUGUGACUCCUCUGACUGUAGUGGAAACAGCUACACCAAUAAACUUCACAGGAACCA